Messenger RNA from Arachis ipaensis, 369 nucleotides. The record is from RefSeq and is a predicted model, not a curated record. Lineage: Eukaryota; Viridiplantae; Streptophyta; Magnoliopsida; Fabales; Fabaceae.
AUGUCGUAUCAAGUUCCUCCCAGCAAGCAUGCCAUCCUAAACGGUUACGCCGCCAUCGCGGGUGCUCCUCAAACGGCUGUACCUCCUGCUGAAGAGAAAGAGAGAAGGUUCGAGAUAUUCAAGGAUAACCUGCGAUUCAUUCACGAACAUAACAACACUGGGAACAAACCCUACAAGCUUGGCUUGAACAAGUUCGCUGAUUUCCCCAAUGAAGAGUACAAAGCUAGGUACCUCGGCACCAAACCCCGCAGCUCCUCCCAGCAACAGCGAUUGCUCUCUGGCAACAGGAACUGUGACCGUUACGCAUUCCAUGAUGAGUUGCCUACUUCUGUUGAUUGGAUGGAGAAGGGCGCUGUUUCCCCCCCUUAA